Messenger RNA from Haemorhous mexicanus (house finch), 2240 nucleotides. Its product is annotated as ras-related and estrogen-regulated growth inhibitor-like. The record is from RefSeq and is a predicted model, not a curated record. Lineage: Eukaryota; Metazoa; Chordata; Aves; Passeriformes; Fringillidae. The transcript has 4 exons. Bases 590 to 1447 code for a protein of 285 amino acids. Gene Ontology annotation, molecular function: GTPase activity; GTP binding.
GGAUUUGCCUGGAAUCAGGGAAUGUAUUAAAACUGGUCUUAGAGAGGAUCAGGCAAGAAGAGGACUUGAUUGCAGACAUCUCAUUUCCGUAGGAAAUGGGGCUAAAAAUAGGGAAGGAAUGUAAGGAAACUUCUUUUUCUUGACGCCCCCCCCAUUCCCCAGCUGGGAAUCAGCUUUUGUCCCAAAAUCUGUUUAUUGCCUCGCUGUUGUUUUCUGGGGCCCAGAUGUAGCCAUGAGCCUGAUUUCUGGCUUUGGAGAAGCCGGAGCAGGGCCGUUUCUAGGGGCUGAUGCACAAGGAAGACACACGUGAUGGCAAGAUGGGUUUCUGGGAGAGGUCUGCUGGCUCUCCAUGACAGUCCCUAUGUUAUCCAGGGGCCUCCCUCCAGCCCUGAUCCCGCUGGCAGCAGCUGUGAUCCUGAUAACCCUGUGGCUGGUUGAGUGUUGAUGUCCCUGUGGGCAUCAGGACGUUCCCUUUGGACACCUGAUAGGGGCUAUAAAUACCAGGUGGGUUCAUGUUCCCUCAAGCAUCGAGUGGGCUGUGCCAAGUCACCCCAGAUGGUCAGGCUUGAGAGAUCCCUGUGCCAGAGAAAUGACUGCAGCCUUUGGAAAAGGGACUGAGUCCCUGAUGUGGGCGUUUGAAGGCUCCACACCCUUGGCCAGGUGCCUUCUCCCAGCUUCUUUUUCUGCAGCACUGGUGUCACCUGGGAUCUGCGUCCCACGGGUCAGAAGUGUUCUGGGGUCUGAUGGAGAGAGUCAGGAUGCUGCUCAAGGUGCUGCCAGGCUUAUCCCUUCUUCCCAGGAUGCCCAAGGCACAUCCAUGCCAGCUCCAGCGCUGACCGUACGAUUCAUCACCAGGAGAUUCAUUGGAGACUAUGACCCAACCCUAGAAAUGAUCUACAGGCACGUGGCUGUCAUCGAUGGGGAGAUGGUGCACUUCGAGAUCCUCGACACAGCCGGACAGGAGGAGGACUCCCUGCAGAUCGAGGAGAAGAUCAAGUGGGGCGAUGGCUUUGCCGUGGUGUACUCGGUGACCGACCGCUGCAGCUUCGACGAGGUGAUGCGGCUCUGCUUCCUCAUCAACCACCUGCACGCCAGCCCCAAGCGCAGCGGCGGCGCCGAGCAGCCCCCCGUGGUCAUCGUGGGCAACAAGAAGGACCUGCAGUUCGACAGGAUGGUGUCCACCGAGGACGGGGAGAACCUCUCCAAAGCCCUCAAGAUUCCCUUCUACGAGAUCUCCACCCGGGACAGCUACGAGGAGCCGGUGGCGGUGUUCAGCAGCCUCUACCAGGAGCUGCUCAGGCAGGGCCACUUCUCCCCGGGCUCCUUCAAGAGGAGGACAGUGUCCAAGCUCAUGGAGAAGAUUCCCAAAAUGCAAGCCAGCUCCACCCUGAACUCCGCGGGCAGGAGCCUCAGCUUUAACUCCUUCAGGGACUACAUUCCCGAGUGAGCGCCCGGCUCACGCCCGGGAUGGGGUCGGCUGCUGGGGCUGUGCCGGCUCUCUGGAGGGGAAGGACAGGAGUGCAGAGGGUAGCACCGGGCUACAAAAGCCUCUGGGUUCUUCUUACAGGGGGCUUUGUGCCAGCAGGGAAGGUUUUCUUCAUCCAUCUGAUCCCUUUGCUCCCUCCUCACCCUCUGGCGUAGCUGAGGUGACUCCAGUGGUGUUGGGACAGCCCUCGGAGGGAGGCUCAGCUGUGUUUUGGUGGGGCUCAGACCCAGCACAGGCACGUCUGGGGGGGUUUUCCCCCUCCCCUGAGCUGGCUGGGGAUAUUUGCACCCCAAAUCCAGCACCCACCGUGCUGGGUGACCCCGAGGGCCAUGCUGGCUCCCAGGCUGGCAGCAGCCAUUCCCUGGGGAUGGAGCCUGCUUCCUCAGCGUGGCUGGUGAGUAAAACCCCUGGAUCCUCCAACCCUUCCAGCCCAUCCAGGCUGUGCUCAGUAGCACAGAGCUGAUUCCAGAAGCUGCUUGCAGGUCCCCCUCUGUCUGCUCAUCAGCUGCCCUGUUUCCAGAGGGAAAACCACCGUGGCCUGAGGAGUUGUUUCGCACAGGGAUGGGGCAGGAGAGGCAUGGGAAGGAGCCGGGCUCAUGGCUCACGUUCCUUCCCUCCCUCUGGGUGUUGGGGCUGUGUGGCUGCUUGGGGUGGCUGUGCUGGGACCCUGUGGUGUGACUCCCCUGUCCCCUCUGUUGUGACUGACCCCAUUGUCUGCUGCCGUGUCCUGUGACAAUAAAAGUCGAGUUCCCAA